Molecule: messenger RNA, 2081 nt
Organism: Nanorana parkeri
Lineage: Eukaryota; Metazoa; Chordata; Amphibia; Anura; Dicroglossidae
Exons: 9
Coding region: 33-2081 (682 amino acids)
Molecular function (GO): protein binding
Source: RefSeq, a predicted model, not a curated record
ACAGGAGCAGAACACCCAUAUACAGUGUCCUCAUGGUGACGGAGGAGCUGGCGGUCGCUGCCCCUGCCAUGGAGAGUAUAUUGCCGCAGCUUCUCUCCCCAUCUCGCCAGGAGGUGCAGCAAUGUGUAGAAUAUCUGAUGAGUGAGGUGCAGAGUCGCUGUGAGGAACUGGUGGAGAAUUUGGUGAAAGACACGAGGUGUAGUCAAUACUUAGCCGCUUUAUGCAGCCAGCUGGAGACACCCAAUGUCCGGUUAUGUAGUAACAUUGCCUAUAUUCUGGGGACAGUGGCAGAAGACCCUGCGGUGGCUGAAAUGCUGGUGGAUCUAGCAGAAGGAGCAUCAGAAUGGGAUCUGCUGGGGAGACUGGGGGCUAUACUGUUAUGGAAUGAUGCAGAAGCUGUUAUGAAUGCUGCUGGAGCCCUGGGAACGCUGGCGGAGAAUGGCAGUGGGAGGCGAUGGCUGCUCUCCUCUCCAGAUUCUGACUUCAUCAUUGAAAAUAUAACGAACCUCCUGGACUCCCCCAGUGAUUGGACAUCCAGUAACUGUGCCCUGGUGCUUGCACGCAUCUCUAUGUGCCACGAAGGCUGCUCCCGACUUCUGAAUCACCCAAAAUCGGACAUGAUAUUGAGGAAAAUCAUUACAUCACUACAUGUAGAUGAAGCAGGCUGUGGACUGAAUGCAGCAUUUACUCUGGGACGUCUGUGUGACUCUGACCCUGGGAGGAGACAGGUGAUGAGCCUGCCGGAAGCUGACAGGAUGGUCUCUGCACUAAAUGCCAUGAUGUCUGGAGGAGAUGCCGGAGGGAGUCGGAAUGCCUGUUUUGCCCUCACUUGCCUAGCUACAAGCCAGGCUGGCCACCAGCAUGUCCUAAAAAGCGAAUGCUUUCCCCACGUUUUGGAUACCCUCUGUCACCUUGUGCAAUCUGUAGAACAGGAGUCCUGCUGGUUUGCAGCUAUAACCAUAAAAAUCCUAUCCAAGUAUCCCUCUGGUGUAGUGCGACUUCGUCAGCAUUCUUCUCUGGAGGCAGUCCUUAAGAAUGUUGCAGCAUCACAUACAGCUGGAACGGAGUUGUUGGAAGAAGUGGAGAUGACUUUACAUAACCUCCAACGCCUCCCUCGGCCUGCUGCUCCUAUAGCAAAGAUCCUGGAGUCUGGCUCUGUAAUGGUGGUUUGGCAGGAAUAUAAUCCCCGAAGCGGACUUCCCAUCACGUAUAGUCUCUUUGAUGGCGAUACACUCCUCUACCAGGGACCUUCUUUCUCCUAUGUUAUCCCACACUGCAAACCUGGACAGCACCAUCUUAAACUAGUCAUGGAAACAGAAGGGGAUCGUAGUCCAGACAGUCCCAUCACCACUGUGACAGUGAUGGAGCCAUUGCCUGGAUGCCCAGCAGAAUUUCAAGCUGUAGGUCGCACAGCCACCAAGGUGAAGCUAAGCUGGAACCCACCACUAGACUCCAGCACAUACGUUAAAUAUUAUGCAGUGUAUCGAGAGGACUUCCUGGUGGAGACCACAACUGACCACACCUGUAUUGUGACAGGUCUGUCUCCUUCCACUAGUUAUACAUUCAGUGUUUGCGCCUGCAAUACCAGAGACCAGAGCCCAAAGGUCACAUUGGUAACAAGGACAUUGGACAGAGGCAAUCAAGCUCCAGACAGACUGACAGUGUACGUUAUAGGUCGGAGUGAAUUGUUUAUCACAUGGGAAGUCCCCAAAGAUCCUAUUGGUAGAUUUUUCAACUAUGAACUGAGCAUGAAUGGGAAGUCAGUGUACCUUGGUACAGAGCGUUCCUAUACAGCCCGCCGCCUUACCCCAAACACUGAAUACACCUGCAUUGUCUGUGCCAUCACCAGCGAAGGUCGCUACGAUAGCCGGCCUAUCACCAAACGCACUGCCAAGGAUGAAUACAGCAAUCUGAACAAGUAUGGAUCAUUUCUUUAUGCAAUUGCUGACCAUGCAUGGAUAAUUGUCACAUCAAGAACAAUGGGCAAUCAAGGGUUUGCCCAUCAUUUCUUUAACCAGUUCUACCACGACACUUACAUCUUGGCUGAUGUGUGUGCUGGAACCAUCCACUUUUCUACAUAA